CGCUGCUUCCGUUCCCGCUGAGCAGCAGCAGCAGCAGCAGUAAAGAUGGAGAGAGACUCUACGGUCCGCAGAAUCAGAACCCAACAGAACCAGCAGCAGCAGCAGCAGCAGAUCCAGCCCGACUGUCGCGAUGAGGCGGCCGCGCUCAACGGGCUCCGGAGACGCAAACACAAGCCGGAAGUCCGCGCUGGGCUGCUGGGCGAGAGUUCCGCUGUGCUGCUGCUGCUCGGGUUCGUGUGUUUGCUGUGGCUGCUGGUUCUGAUCUCACUGCAGCAGCUCGUCAUCAGCAGCCCGGGACACUUCAACGCGCUCUGGGCCAGGAAGCAUUUGGAGCAGAUCACCAGCGUUGGGCCGCGGACCGUCGGAAGUCCAGAGAAUGAGAUCAUGACGGUGAACUACCUGCUGGACCAGAUCGAGCAGAUCCGCACUGAGAGCAAGACCGGUCCUCACUCCAUCACUGUGGACGUCCAGCGGCCCACCGGAUCCUUCAGUAUCGACUUUCUGGGCGGAUUCACCAGCUAUUAUGAUCGCGUGACCAACAUCGCAGUCAAAUUAGAGCCGAAGACAAAGGCGCAGCACUUCAUGCUCGCAAACUGCCACUUUGAUUCAGUGGCAAACAGCCCAGGAGCCAGUGAUGACGCCGUCAGCUGCUCCGUGAUGUUGGAGGUUUUACAUUCUCUGGCGAAUCUCUCCACACCGCUCAAACACGGCGUCGUCUUCCUGUUUAACGGAGCGGAGGAGAACAUCCUUCAGGCCAGUCACGGCUUCAUUACCCAGCAUCCCUGGGCUCAGCAGGUGCGUGCGUUUGUGAACCUGGAGGCGGCAGGAGUGGGCGGGAAAGAGGUGGUGUUUCAGACAGGUCCGGAGAACCCAUGGUUGGUUCAGGCGUACGUCCGCGCCGCCGUCCAUCCGUUCGCGUCAGUGGUCGGUCAGGAGGUUUUCCAGAGCGGCGUCAUUCCCUCAGACACCGACUUCCGCAUCUACAGGGACUUCGGGAAUAUUCCUGGGAUUGAUCUGGCGUUUAUUGAGAACGGUUUCAUCUAUCACACUAAAUAUGACACGCCGGAGCGAAUCCACACCGACUCCAUCCAGAGAGCAGGUGACAACAUCCUGUCUGUGCUCAAACACCUGCUGAUGUCAGACGAGCUGGCCGACUCAUCAGCGUAUCGUCACGGUAACAUGGUGUUCUUUGAUCUGUUGGGCGUUACCGUGGUAGCGUAUCCCGCACGCGUCGGCACCAUCAUCAACUACAUGGCCGCCGUCGCCACGGUGAUUUACCUGGGCAAGAAGUGCAUGUUAACUAGUAAUGCGGGCGGGCGGUACAUGCGUGAUCUGGCGUGUGCGGCGUGUGUGGCCGUGUUGAGCUGGUUCGUGACUCUGCUGACGGUUCUGAUCGUGGCUCUGCUGGUGACUCUGGCGGGACGCUCCAUGUUCUGGUACAGUCACUUCUACGCCGCCGUCUGUCUGUACGGAUCCGUCGCCGUCGGCAAGAUCCUGCUCAUCCACACGCUGGCCAAGAACCUGUACUACGGGAUUUCUCUCCUGAUUCAGACCAGACCACUUUUUCUCUGGAGGAAGCAUUAUUAUGAAUUAUGGACUCAUAUUUUAGUUAAAAACUUCUUAAUAAUGGAUUUGUUUCAUCUUUUGUCUUCUCAAGAUGUGAACUGAUGGACUGGAGUGGUGUGGAUUAUUGUGAUGUUUCUAUCAGCUGUUUAGACGCCAUAAAAACUUAAUGUCAAAUGUCAUUGC
Molecule: messenger RNA, 1749 nt
Organism: Labeo rohita (rohu)
Lineage: Eukaryota; Metazoa; Chordata; Actinopteri; Cypriniformes; Cyprinidae
Product: endoplasmic reticulum metallopeptidase 1
Exons: 9
Coding region: 46-1668 (540 amino acids)
Biological process (GO): proteolysis
Molecular function (GO): metalloexopeptidase activity
Source: RefSeq, a predicted model, not a curated record